Messenger RNA from Trypanosoma brucei brucei TREU927, 870 nucleotides. RefSeq lists its product as hypothetical. The transcript has a single exon. The coding region runs from base 1 to 870 and encodes 289 amino acids. NCBI's taxonomy places the organism in Eukaryota, Euglenozoa, Kinetoplastea, Trypanosomatida, Trypanosomatidae. The record is from RefSeq and is a predicted model, not a curated record.
AUGCUCGCGACCCAAACCAAGACGUGGGUUGCGGGUGCCGCUACGAAAGCGCAACAGCCGUGCGUCCGGAGGGGCAGCACCCUCGCAACACCAUCCUCGCCACUCUGGUACAAUCCACUUUGUGUGGCGUGCCGGCUGCAGGCGAGCGACCAGUUUCAUCGUUAUCUGCAUAAUCCUCACAUAGUACAGCCAGACGGCAUCGAUUCGCUUCCACGCACAAAAGGCGACCAGCAGCAGUGGUUGAACGUUGAACAAUGGGACGGUUACAGUGAUACUUACCUGAAGCAACAUAUGCAAUACCCGCCAACCAACGAGCAUCCCAACAACCACCUCAAUUUUAGUCACAACCUGCUGAGUGAGUGUCUGCGGAGUUGUUAUGAGUACUACGGGAAACCUGCUGAUCAGCUGCAGAGACUACACGAAGAUCCACUUCACCCGCAUUUCCACCAAAUGAUUGCGGGCAUAAAAAAAGACCGGGAGAAGAUAGCCGAAGAGCUUGAUCGUGUCUACGCGAAUCUUCACCCUACUGUGAAGACGGUGUAUGACGCUUAUCUCGUCCGUCGGUACUACCAACUUGGUGACUGGAUUGAGCGUGUUGAGCAAAAGCGCCACGAUUUGUUAUGUCAGUUGUCACCUGAAUAUAUACGGCAAGCAGAAAGAGCGCGAGGUGUAGCGGCGCACUUCCUCAGUCGUCUGAAACAGCUGCAGUCAGCCUUCACACAUAACCCGACCCUUGGCCUCCUUGAUGAUGCAAUGGAGGGGCAAUACACCCAUGACGAGUUAGUGAUGCUGCGGCAGAAGGCGGCAUAUUUCCGCAAUAUGCGUCAACUGGGUGCUAACCAACAGGAUGCCGACGUACACACACACUGA